Molecule: messenger RNA, 2409 nt
Organism: Meira miltonrushii
Lineage: Eukaryota; Fungi; Basidiomycota; Exobasidiomycetes; Exobasidiales; Brachybasidiaceae
Exons: 1
Coding region: 449-2107 (552 amino acids)
Source: RefSeq, a predicted model, not a curated record
CAAAUAAAAUCCAAUCCAAAGCCUCUGCGCCCACGCCGAACUUUUAUACGCCCUUUGGGAAAAAGAACGAACGCCAACGCAAAAUUGGAUUCGGCCAAAUAAAAAGCAAAGGAAGCAGUAACACACACACACGCACCAAGCUAAAACAGAACUUUAAAGCUUGUUCGUUUCACAGAGAGAGCAUUUAUUCUCCAGCUUUUUUAUUCCUUUGUUGUUGCCUUUUAGACAAACGGAGUUUGGGUUGAUCUUUGUUUGCCAUCACCUUUUGGUUGACCGACUUUUUGAUCAUCCAGGUCGCUAAAAAACAAAAGGUGCAAGCCACAACAUAUCGCAUCUUUUUGUGGAGAAAGGGGAACUGCCGUCGUUCACUCUUUCUCUCCAUCUUAUUCUUUUAGUGCAUCCUCCUCUAUUCUCACAAAUCUUAUUCACAUACUCUUUAUUUCGGCACAUGACUUUAACCGAAGUACGAUUUCAAUCACCACAUUCAAUCUCAACAGGAUUAUAUCGACCUUUACAAACAUUUGAAGCUCCAAAUACAACAACAUCUCCACCUCUUUCUUCAAUUCAUCAACGUUCUGCCAGCCUUGGCGGUCCUUCUCACGAAAGCAGGAUGGCAAUGACAGGCACGGACGAAUUUCGUGAAAGAAAGAGAAGAUUCGAAUUAGAAGCUGGAGGCGGCUUGGAUAGACAAGCAGCGGCUAGGUUUACAUCCAAUUCACCUCCAUCAAGAAUGUAUCCUCGUGGAAGCAGUGGUGCGGGUGUGGAAAGAAACGGUCAUGCAUCACCAAGAGCACGUUAUGCUACCGCUUAUGGUCAAAUGGAAUAUGCAGAAGAAGAUGCUGAUGCAUACAACAAAAGACGUAGAAUCGAGGAAACAGAAUAUGCAUCUGCAGAGGAUUACAGAAGGGCAAGAAUGCAAAGCGAAUUGGCAAGCGGAAAUGGCGGUGGAAUAGAUGAACGUUAUGCACAUCCACAGGAACACCGUCGAUCGAUCGGAGAAGAUUCUUUUGAUCCAACCGUACCGCUUGCAAGAAGGAGAGGUGAUGCAGCACAAGCAAAAGCAAGUCGAUUACACAUCGAUACCGGCUAUGGAGGCGGAACAGAAGUGGACAUGUUUGGAAGACCUCGCUUGGCACCACAACCUGCCACACAUGGUAUCAAAAGUGCACCGCCUCACAAAAUCUCCUUCUCUGAACGUGGAGAUUCUGCUUUUGAUCCUCGUGGAUACGGAGGUGCUCCACCAGGAAACAUUCGUGUACAAGGUGAAGCACCAGGAGGUGUCGGUCACCCUCAAGGAGCAGCUGGACCGUAUCAACGUCGAUUGGAGGCAGACGGAUAUGUGACAAAUGAAGGUCAAGGUGCAAUUCCUUCACAGCGAAGAGAGGCAGGACAUUAUGCUGCUGCUCCUUCCAACCUUGCACCAGGUGUUGCAGCCCUUCGUGGAGGAAUGGCACCAAGUGCAACACCUUUGACAGCAUCGCGUGCAUUUGUUCCUCAAACAGCCACACUUCCUUCGCCUGCUUAUCAUACGACCAAGUUCAUCGGACAAGCAGGUGGUGCAGGUCCGAUCAAUGCAAGCGUGAAUGCAAACAAUCAUUCAUCUUCACGUGAGCAAGUUCCACCAGGGCCAAGAACAGCAGGUUUCAAUCCACCGGCCACGGCAAGAUUGCCUGAUCAUCUUCGUUCACCUCCAUCGAGCAAAACGCAGUUCUUAUCUUUGUUUUCCAACUUUUAUGAUAGUUUGCAAGAUAGUAGAACGUUGAAAGCAACUUUGGAAGAUCAAGUUCGCCGAUCAAAUACGCUCUUGCAAACCCUUCGAAGCAGUGCACGGGUAUUGGAAGUUACAGUAGAAAGAAGGCUGAACUCCGAAAGAGCCAUUUGGGAACAAAAAGUUCAUGCAUUGGAAGAACGUUGUCGUCGUUUGGAACGCCGAACAGGAGCAGGUUCACCAACACCGCCAAAAGAAGUUGAAAAGGCAACAGAAGGCUCGAAUGGAAGAGCGGAAGAAGAUGGCAAAAGUGCUAGCCCAGCUUCAGGCUCAAAUCAUGCAUCAGAAAAAGGAUCAGACAAUGAAGCCAAAGCGGACAAUGAAAGCUCAAAGAGAUGAUCUUGUAAUAGCGCGGCGCGGUAUAAUGUAUAUGAUAACGAUCCGUUCAAAAUCUGCACUUUGCAAAUAUUCGCUCAUUUCUUUCAUCUCAAGAUGCCUUGUUUGCUUGCAAUGCAUGACAAAAUCCGCCAAAUGACCCUUAUGUAUACUGCCCUUUCCUCCAGAUGUUUCUUUCGUUUCUUCGUAUUUCUCAAUACUCUUUUCUUUAUUUAUUGUUUGGUCUCGACUCAGAAUCGAUCUUAUGUAUUACGAAUAAUCUUAACCAGCUAUCACAUCAAUCCAUAUAGUGAAUUAUUGCACAC